AAUGUUUAGCUGUUAGAGCAUGAGCAACGCGGGAUUUAACACAAUCCUUAGCGCUAAUACAUAAGAAAAUACUAAUAUUAAAUGGGCUUACGCUAAGAAAGAAUCCUUAGGUAAGGAUUUUUUGUCUUUGAUCCUAAAUGACCUGGCAUCAUCUGAUUGGUUGGGUGAAACGUUGCGUUUCGUAGGGGGACGGGAAUGAAUCAUUUACGCGGGUCGUAAAGAAAAAAAAAACCUCUCCUUCUCUAAAGGCGACGACAAAACCGACAUCGGCGAUCUGCUUGGUUUCAGGUAAAUCCGGCCAAAUCCGACCGCUAAUACUCACUAUUCUUUCUUAUGGAGUACAUGCAUGUAGAUUUCUCUUGUUUUUAUCGAUUCGAUUCAUGGGUUUGAAUAGAUUUCGGGUUUCAUUAGCGAUUGGGGAUAAAAUUAGAAUUAGGGUUCCUGUCGGGGUUUGCCAAUCGACUCUUUUCGAUGUAGUUCUUGGUUAUUUCGGAGGAUUUAAGGGUCCGUGAUUAAGCAGUCAUUCGAUGUUGGGUUUUAUAAAUCGAUUUAGGGUUUUAUAAUUUGGGGCUUUUGGUGAUUCGGUUCUUUUUUUUUUUCUUGUCAGCUCUAAAUGGAGGACGAACUGCGAGACAUGAAAGCACACAAAGCGUACUACAACAUGCUUCAUUUCGUUUCAGAAGCCCAACAGGGAAUUCCGAAGCUGUGCCCCUGUGGAUCUAUCACAAAGGAGUUCGUCGACGAAGAUGAUACGUAUGAUUACCUCCCGGGGAAAAGAUACUUCAUCUGCACAGACUACCAGAACGACGGGCUGCAUUUUAGGCAGCCAUGGGUAAUGGGUGUGCAACAAGAGAUUGAGAGGCUCAAACUAAAGUUUCUCGAGCAGGAGAAGCUCCUGCGCGAGUGCGAGGCGCUUAAGGUUCAGGUUAAGAUGCUUCUUGAGCGUGUGUGUGAGCUCGAGAGAGUCCGCUGAGGUGAAGUACAAGACCAUGUGCUUGUUGAAGACUAGAGCUGGCAUCUUGAAGUCACGGGUGGUUUGUCUCUUUCUCCUGUUAUUUAGAAAUCAAGUCACGGGCUCUUUGUUUCUUGUUGUUUGUAUUUUGAUGUGGACCAAGUCGUGUACCAUGUUGCCUUUAUAAGUCUCUUUGUAGACUGGGCUGUUUAAGUGAACCAAGUGUGUUUCUACUUCCUUGUAUUCUCUCAAAAACUGAUGUAAAAUGAUGUUUUAGUGUUUUCUGUUUCCUAUGCU
Messenger RNA from Brassica rapa (field mustard), 1249 nucleotides. RefSeq lists its product as uncharacterized. Lineage: Eukaryota; Viridiplantae; Streptophyta; Magnoliopsida; Brassicales; Brassicaceae. The record is from RefSeq and is a predicted model, not a curated record.